Molecule: messenger RNA, 2665 nt
Organism: Linum trigynum
Lineage: Eukaryota; Viridiplantae; Streptophyta; Magnoliopsida; Malpighiales; Linaceae
Source: the annotation of a GenBank genome assembly
UAUCAGAAGAGAAAUUAGAAGAAGCUAAGCUAGUCAAAAUUGGUAUCGAAAGAUGAAGAUCAAGUUGAAUAGCUGGCUGGCCAAACAGCAUGAACAGAAGAAGUCGGCUGCGGCGGCGGCCAACAGCGUCAGCAGACGAGAAAUGUUCACUUGGUUCCUUAUCUUCUUCAGCUUCUACACCAUGUGUCGAGAAUGGGAUACUCUCCCUUCCUUGCAUAUAAUGUGGUCUCCUGGAGUACUAAUUGAUAUGGCCAAUGCAGACCAAGAAAUCGUGAGAAAUCGAAAGAUUUCCGGUACCGUAAAUUCUACAAGUGCCUCAAUGUUGGACGAAUCGAAUAAUGCUAGGACGUUGCAACCAAACAACAAAAUAAAAUGCAACAAGGGUGAAGCAUCAGACUUAUGCAACAUGGUAGGGGACAUUAGGAUCGACCCUGAUGCAACAACUGUUUACUACGUUAUCCCACCAAAGACAGACGUAAUCCUCAUCGCCGGCGACGACACCGACAACACUACUACUACUACAACAUCGUCGUCAUGGACCAUAAAGCCUUACGCAAGAACCGACGAUGCGUCGGCCAUGGCGCUAGUAUCAGAAUGGUCAGUCAAAAUGGUGUCGCCAGCUGGAAACGAUCACCAACAUUUGCCAAACUGUACUCAUGUUCAUGAUCCCCCUGGAGUCUUCUUUUCUCUCGGAGGAUAUUCUGGAAACCAUUAUCAUGGUUUCACCGAUGUUCUCAUCCCACUCUUCGUCACAUCUCGCCCUUUCGACCGCCAAGUCGAGCUCUUGGUAAUCGACAGCCAGCCUUGGAUGGUGAACAAGGUCAAAAAGAUAAUGCAAGCCCUAUCGAGGUACGACGAGGUAGAUAUCGACAGGUCAUCAAAACAAGAUGGCAAAAUCCACUGCUUCUCCAGGCUAGUAAUGGGUCUAAAAGGCCGGGGGAAAAAAGAGUUAGGUAUCAGCCCGUUAGAGACCGAUUACACGAUGAAAGACUUCAGACAGUUCCUGAGAAGUGCCUACUCAUUGAGCAAGACAACAGCAAUCAAGUUGCGAACCGACGAUGACGACGAGGGGGACAAGAAGAAUCUAAUGAUGAACAAUCCUCAACUCCUCAUCAUUUCCCGGAAGGGUUCUCGAGCUUUCACCAACGUGAAUGAGAUAGCGGGAAUGGCUACCAAACUAGGGUACGACGUAAAAGUGGUGGAACCUGACGACAAGACCAUGUCGCAGUCGGCAGAGAUGAUGAAUUCUUGUGACGUGGUGGUGGGAGUUCACGGUGCCGGGUUGACUAACAUGGUGUUCCUCCCGGACAAUGCGGUCGUGGUCCAGGUGAUUCCGCUGGCUUUGGAUUGGUCGGCAAAGAUAUACUACGAGGAGCCGACGAAGGAGAUGAAUUUGAGGUAUCUACAGUACAAGAUUAAGAAAGAAGAGAGCAGUUUGAUGGGGCGAUACUCGCCUGAUCAUGUGGUGUUUACUACACCUUGGUCGUUCAAGUGGGAGGAGUUCAGGUCCAUUUACAUGCAGAACCAAAAUGUGACAGUGGACCUUAGAAGGUUCAGACCAACGUUGGUGAAAGCUCUAGAACUUUUGCAUCAUUGAUCUCUAUAGGUUCAAUGCGUUCAUAAAAAAGAAAAAUCUCCAGUUUCAAACAGAGUUUUCUGCCCAAAGGGUGAGCACAAAUGAGUUUUCUUUCUAUAUGAAUGGUGUAUUGCACUUGUAUCUCUCCAAGGAAAUAAAACUGUAAACCUCUUCCAGUGUUACCCCGGAGAUGAAUGCAAGCCUAACUACGGAGGUCUUCCCUGAUGAGAUCCGUAGAACGGUCUUUGCUAUGAGUUCAAAGAAGGUGUCGGGACUUGAUGGUUUCACGGGUAAAUUCUUUAAAGCCUAUUGGGAGAUUGUUGGGGACUCAAUUAUUGCAGCGGUCUGCUCGUUCUUUGAAACAAGUAGGAUGCUUCGUAGCUUCAAUCACACCUGACUAACGUUGAUCCCAAAAGUGGACAAGGUGGAAUCCAUGCGGCAACUUCGCCCCAUUAGUAUAUACCAAUUUGUGUACAAAGUGAUCACCAAAAUUAUGGCGGAGAGCCUUGCGAGACUGCUGCCCCUAAUCAUCCCGGAAGGCAAAAUGCCUUUAUCCGUGAAAGACAGAUUGUGGAAAAUAUCCUCCUUGGGCAUGAGUUAAUGCACUAUUUGAAAAUCAAAACCCGUGGAAAGAAGGGAUACAUGGCUCUAAAGGUUGACAUGGAAAAGUCCUAUGAUAGAGUUGAAUGGUCAUUUGUUCUCGCGGUUUUGGAAAAGAUAGGUUUUAACUCUGUCUGGAGAGGAUAGGUGCAGGAAUGUUUACAAUCAGCAACGUUCUCGGUUCUCAUGAACGGUUCUCCUUCUGGUUUCUUUGCGCCUUCCAGGGGUCUCCGUCAGGGGGAUCCUCUUUCUCCUCUGCUCUUUGUGCUUUGUACGGAGGGGUUCGCAGCCCUACUUCGCAAGGCCAUUUCCGAUAAGAGGCUAGAGGGGUCAAAGUAGCUCUGCGGGCUCCCCGGAUAUCUCAUUUGUUCUUUCCUGAUGAUUCUUAUUUAUUCCUCCUUGGAUCUCUCCAGGAUUGUGAGAAUCUGAUAGAAGUUCUUAAUGAAUAUGAGGAGCUUAGUGGCCAAAAAGUAAAUCUGGAUAAAUCGG